Melitaea cinxia (Glanville fritillary) is the source of this 1329-nucleotide messenger RNA. RefSeq names its product carboxypeptidase B-like. Bases 1 to 1260 code for a protein of 419 amino acids. The transcript is spliced from 5 exons. Gene Ontology annotation, biological process: proteolysis. Gene Ontology annotation, molecular function: zinc ion binding; metallocarboxypeptidase activity. The record is from RefSeq and is a predicted model, not a curated record. NCBI's taxonomy places the organism in Eukaryota, Metazoa, Arthropoda, Insecta, Lepidoptera, Nymphalidae.
AUGAAGUUCUUGACUCUGGUUCUUUUGGUGGCGGCGGUAAACGCCAAACAUGAAAUAUAUAUAGGAUGGAAAUCCUACAUUGUCAAACCAGAUUCCUAUGAACAAUUGGAAAAGCUGGGCAGCAAGAUCCCAGAACUUGAGCUGGACUUCGUCAGUAAUGCAGCGUUGAACAGGGAAGGGGUUGUGCUUGUUAAGCCACAAUAUCAAGCUGAUUUCCUGGAUUUCCUGACCAAGGAAAAAAUAUCGCAUAGAAUACACGUCGAAGAUCUUAAAGCCCAAUUUGACCUAGAAGAUAAGGAAAUUGAGGAACAAGAUCGACGAACUCGUUCUGCAAACGGAGCCAGGAUUCCUUACGAUAACUACCAGACAUUAGAAGUGAUAUAUGAGUACAUAGACAGAAUCGCUGCGCAGUACCCUGAAACUGUAACAUUGGUCGAAAAUUGGAGAUCAUUCGAAGGCCGCCCCCUCAAAUACUUAAAGAUUUCUAGGGACAAUUUCCAAAGUAAUAAGCCUAUAGUUUUUAUUGACGGUGGAAUGCACGCAAGAGAAUGGAUUUCUCCGCCCGCCGUUACCUAUGCCAUCCACAAACUCGUUGAAAACGUAACCGAGCCUGAUCUUCUUGAUAAAUACGAUUGGAUACUCUACCCAGUCGCCAAUCCUGAUGGAUAUGCUUUUACUCAUACCAAUACAAGAAUGUGGCGCAAAACUCGAUCCACUGAUCAGAGCGUGGCAAGUCGUCUGUGUCCAGGUGCCGAUGGUAAUCGUAAUUUUAAUUUCGCUUGGAACACAGUUGGUACGAGCAACAACCGUUGCAGUGACAUCUAUGCCGGAAGCAGAGCAUUCUCCGAAGUCGAAGUCAGAGCUGUUGACGCAAUCAUGCAAGAAUACCGCGACAGGAUCGAUAUCUACAUUACGAUGCAUAGCUUCGGUAGCAUGAUAUUAUAUCCUUGGGGACAUGACGGUACCCUAUCUGAGAACGCCUUUGCACUUCAACGUGUUGGUAUCGCCAUGGCUGUAGCAAUUGACGAAUUAUCCCUUCCACAUUUUCCUAACUACGUGGUUGGUAAUUCGGUCUUAGUUAUUGGGUACGCCGCAUCAGGUGCCGCUGAAGAUUACGCCCACUCUAUAGGAAUCCCUCUGACUUAUACUUAUGAGCUCCCUGGUAUUAGUGGACAGGGAUUCCAUUUGAACCCUAGAUACAUACACCAGGUCGUUAGAGAAACCUGGGCAGGCCUCGUUGCUGGAGCUAGAGCGGCGUGAGAUUUGAAUGUAAGAUAACCAUGAAAUGUUGUACUUAAAAUUUGAUUAAAAUAAAAAGUUUGUGUCAAA